Molecule: messenger RNA, 1533 nt
Organism: Apiotrichum porosum
Lineage: Eukaryota; Fungi; Basidiomycota; Tremellomycetes; Trichosporonales; Trichosporonaceae
Gene: BNA4
Product: kynurenine 3-monooxygenase, mitochondrial precursor (Biosynthesis of nicotinic acid protein 4)
Exons: 6
Coding region: 1-1533 (510 amino acids)
Biological process (GO): NAD+ metabolic process; L-tryptophan catabolic process; quinolinate biosynthetic process
Cellular component (GO): mitochondrial outer membrane
Molecular function (GO): NAD(P)H oxidase H2O2-forming activity; FAD binding; kynurenine 3-monooxygenase activity
Source: RefSeq, a predicted model, not a curated record
AUGUCCAGCAACGGCAAGACACCCAUGCGACCCCGCAAGGCCCUUGUGGUCGGCGGCGGCCCAGUUGGAGCCCUCACCGCAGCAAGCUUGCACAAGCGCGGCUGGGAGGUCGAGCUCUGGGAGUCACGCGACGACCCCCGCGGACGUUCCAUUGCAAUGACCAACCUCCGUUCAAUUAACCUGAACAUUUCGGCGCGUGGCCUUGGGGCCCUCGAGAGCGUCGACCCCAAGCUCGGCCAGCUGCUGCUGGACGAGUCUAUUGAGAUGCCCAGCCGCCUCAUCCAUUUUGUCGACGGCAGGACCGAGGCACAACUAUAUGAUCCCCUCCGCGGUAACUGUUCGAACAGUAUCUCCCGCUCCGUGCUCAACCAGCGCCUCAUUGAGGCUUUACCCGAGACCAUCGACACCAAGUUCAACACCAAGCUCACCCGCGUCGAUUUCCACAGUCAGACUGCGUACGGUAUUGCGACGUCUAGGGGCCACGGCCUUGGGGAGGAAGGAGACGUUUCGGAGACGUCGACACCAAACCGUUCGGCAGAGGUCGUCAGCCAGUUUGACCUCAUUGUUGGAGCCGACGGCUCGUGGUCGAGAGUUCGCGAGCAGAUGAUGAGGCAUCAGCGCGUCGACUUUGCCCAGACGUUUAUCCCUCACGCAUACAUUGAGCUGCACAUGCCGCCUGACCCCACCAAGCCUGGAGGCUUUGCUAUGCCGCCUAACCACUUGCACAUCUGGCCCAGGCAGUCGUUCAUGCUCAUCGCCUUGCCAAACACUGAUGGCUCGUUCACCCUCACCCUCUUUAUCCCUUUCAAAGAGCUGGACAAGGUGCGCACCCGCGACGAAGCGACCGCCUUCUUCAACAAGCACUUCCCCUCGGCCGUCGCAGUGGUUGGCGACCGACUCGUGGACGACUUCAUGGCCAACCCUCGCGGCAACCUCGUCACUAUUAGCGUCGACCCGAGCACCUACUCGUCCCACGCGGUGCUUCUCGGUGAUGCUUGCCACAGCAUGGUCCCGUUCUACGGCCAGGGUCUCAACUGUGGUCUCGAAGAUGUGCGCGUCCUCGGCACGUAUCUCGACAACUAUGGCAUUUCGGGCUCGACCGACACGGCAUUGGGCGAGAAGGACCACGAGCUCGCUACCGCCUUGACGGCGUACUCGACUGAACGUGCCGCCGAUCUCAAGGCGAUCUGCGAGCUGGCCAUGAACAACUACGUCGAGAUGCGCUCGUCGGUUCUGUCGCCCUUGUACCACCUCCGCCGCGGCGUCGACUACAUCCUCACCCGCAUCUGGGGAUCCAUUCCCCAACCAUUGUCCCCUUACAUUGCCUUCCCCACAACCCACGUCAGGGGCUGGACAGCAAUGUACGACAUGGUCACCUUCCGUCCUGAUAUCAGCUACGCCGAGGCCCAGCGCCAGGAGCAGUGGCAGAAGAGGAUGGUGCAAAACAGCGCCGUGGUCGGCGCAGCGGCCAUUGCCGGUGCAGUCGGUAUCUUUGCCCUCAAGGCUGCCCAGCCUUGGCUCCAGCGCAGGUAG